UCGAUCAAUACAAACUUUUAAAACACUUGUUUUCUUGUUUUCUUUCGUAGUAUAGUUUAAUUUGUCCAAGUCGUAACGAAUAAACUGCGUCAUCGAAUUUAAACUUUCAGUAUUGAAUUGGCUGUUACAAAGAGUAGCCGCCAAACUUGUUGUAUUUUGCUAUUAAUUGAAAUAUAAAUUAUUUAAAUAAAAAUCAUGACUCCAACCCCAUUGCCGAUAGUAUCUAUCACCCGGCGUGAAACUUUUAGUGCCUGUCACAGGUUGCACAGCCCAGUUUUGUCUGAUGAAGAAAACAAAAAGAUAUUUGGAAAAUGCAACAAUCCAAAUGGACAUGGACACAAUUAUGUUGUUCUGGUAACAGUGAAAGGUCCUGUAGACCCUUCGACUGGCAUGGUGAUGAAUGUACAUGACCUCAAAGAGUACAUAAAGGUUGCCAUCAUGGACCCCCUUGACCAUAAAAACUUGGACAAAGAUGUUCCAUACUUCAAGAAUGUGGUGAGCACAACUGAGAAUCUGGCUAUUUACAUUUGGGAUAGACUUGUGAGUGUGAUGGAGAAGCCACAGUUACUCCAUGAAGUGAAGAUUCUAGAGACUGAGAAGAACCACAUAGUGUACCGCGGUGGUAGCACCUAUCCCAGGAAGAAGUUUGAUGCAUCCAAGGUACAUCCCAAUGUCCAACAUAAUGUAUCUUCUGACUCUGAUUAAUUUUUAUCCAAGAAUCUAUAUUGACCUAAAUAUAUUUUAUAAUGUAUUGCAAAUGUUAUCGACAAUAUUUAUGGAUCUGAAUUUAUUAUCAUGUUAUUAAUAUUAAUUAAACAUUCCAGCUUAUUUUCCUA
Messenger RNA from Spodoptera frugiperda (fall armyworm), 836 nucleotides. It is a transcript of the gene purple, whose product is annotated as 6-pyruvoyl tetrahydrobiopterin synthase. Gene Ontology annotation, cellular component: mitochondrion. The transcript has 4 exons. The record is from RefSeq and is a predicted model, not a curated record. Gene Ontology annotation, biological process: tetrahydrobiopterin biosynthetic process. The coding region runs from base 196 to 705 and encodes 169 amino acids. Gene Ontology annotation, molecular function: 6-pyruvoyltetrahydropterin synthase activity. Lineage: Eukaryota; Metazoa; Arthropoda; Insecta; Lepidoptera; Noctuidae.